GCCGCUGCGUCACCAGCGUGCGCGCUCCCCGCCCUCGGCUGCUGCUGCUGCGGCUGCUGCUUCUUUCAGGGGCGAUUUUGAACGAGCGCGCUUCCGCCAUCUUCCCUCACACAGCCCGCCCGCUUUUCCCCCUCAGUAACAGCGGCAGCCGCGAGCGGAGAAGGAAGGAAGGCCAAGCAGCGAACGAGACGCCCCGAGAAAGACGCAGCAUGGCCGCCCCACAAGGAGAACCCCAAGUGCAGUUUAAGCUUGUUUUGGUUGGUGAUGGUGGCACUGGUAAAACGACAUUUGUGAAACGCCACUUGACUGGUGAAUUUGAGAAGAAGUAUGUAGCUACUCUGGGAGUUGAAGUCCAUCCUCUGGUGUUCCACACUAACAGAGGUCCCAUUAAAUUUAACGUAUGGGACACAGCUGGUCAAGAAAAGUUUGGAGGCCUGCGGGAUGGUUAUUACAUUCAAGCUCAAUGUGCCAUCAUAAUGUUCGAUGUAACAUCAAGGGUUACAUACAAGAAUGUACCCAACUGGCAUAGAGAUCUGGUACGAGUUUGCGAGAAUAUCCCCAUAGUUUUGUGUGGCAACAAAGUGGAUAUCAAGGACAGGAAAGUCAAAGCAAAGUCCAUUGUCUUUCACAGGAAGAAGAACCUGCAGUACUAUGACAUUUCAGCCAAGAGUAACUACAACUUUGAGAAGCCCUUCCUUUGGCUGGCGAGAAAGCUCAUUGGAGAUCCCAACCUGGAGUUCGUUGCCAUGCCUGCUCUUGCGCCCCCGGAAGUUGUUAUGGAUCCAGCAUUGGCAGCACAGUACGAGCAAGAUUUACAGAUUGCUCAGACCACUGCACUGCCAGACGAAGAUGAUGACCUGUGAGGGAGACGAAGCUGGAGCCCAGCGUCAGAAGUCUAGUUUUAUAGGCAACUGUCCUGUGAUGUCAGUGGUGCAGCGUGUUUGCCACUUUAUUAUUCUAGCUGACCAGAACAUGUGCUUUAAUCUUUGGGAUGCUGAAAGAGAGAAUGGGGUUUGGCGUGUGAAUGUGGCAGUUAAAAUAAAAUUCCUUCAUUUUUUGGACCUGCAUAUUUAGCUGUUUUGGACUGCAAAUUUACUCCACAUUUGAGUUACAAAUCUGACUGCUGCAGUCUCAUCACAGUAUUCAGUGGUAAAUCUUGUUUGUUACUGUCAUUCCCAUUCCUUUUUGUUUAGAUCAUAAUAAAGUUGUAUUUCAAAUACCCAA
Molecule: messenger RNA, 1224 nt
Organism: Pantherophis guttatus
Lineage: Eukaryota; Metazoa; Chordata; Lepidosauria; Squamata; Colubridae
Gene: RAN
Product: RAN, member RAS oncogene family
Biological process (GO): ribosomal subunit export from nucleus; protein import into nucleus
Cellular component (GO): cytoplasm; nucleus
Molecular function (GO): GTP binding; GTPase activity
Source: RefSeq, a predicted model, not a curated record